AUGGGCUCUAUUCUUGUUCCUCCUUCAGUUGGUUCCUUUGGUGAUAAUUUGGUUCAUAGUCAGGGGGAGGAAAUUAAUAAUGAUAGUGAGAGUGGGGGUAAUAAUCCUUGUCAUGGAGAUAUGCAGAGUGAUCUGCCUUCUCGAGAUAAAGAGUCGCUUAUGCACGAGGACCCAGGUACCAACUCACACUCUCUUAGUCCUAAUGCUCCAUCUAGUACUCUAGAGCAAGGAGAUAAUCAAUUGUCUACUCAGCCCACUCCUGGAAAUGACCAACCUAUAGCUAGUUUUGUUGCAUCUCUUGAUUCUGUAUCUAUACCCACUAACUGGAAAUUAGCCAAAGAAGAUCCUAAGUGGAAGGAUGCAAUGCUGGAAGAGAUGAGAGCUUUGGAGAAGAAUAGAACUUGGGAGCUUGUGGAUCUACCGCAAGGUAAGGUAGCAAUUCUAAUAGUGUAUGUGGAUGAUAUUGUGAUUACUGGGGAUGAUAUCACUGAGAUUGUUGAUUUGAAGAAAUAUCUUGCUCAAGAGUUUGAAGUAAAAGAUUUGGGGCAGUUGAAAUAUUUUCUUUGA
This is a messenger RNA of Panicum virgatum (switchgrass), 567 nucleotides long. RefSeq lists its product as uncharacterized. The record is from RefSeq and is a predicted model, not a curated record. Bases 1 to 567 code for a protein of 188 amino acids. The transcript has 3 exons. NCBI's taxonomy places the organism in Eukaryota, Viridiplantae, Streptophyta, Magnoliopsida, Poales, Poaceae.